AUGCCGCUUUCCAUUCGCCCUGCCACCGAGGCAGAUGUGCCCCGCAUCGCCGAGAUUUCCAUGGCGGCCUUUGACCCGGCCACCGACGCCGUCUCGCGGAACCUCUUGCCGGCCGCUAGGCGCGAGGACGGCAGCCUGGGCGAUGACUUUCGCAACUGGAGCGUCAUGCGCAAGUCGGCGCGGCUCAAGGCCGCCCGGAGCGUCAUGCUGGUUGCCGUAGAAGAUGCCGCCGCGGAGAGGUCGGAGCAGCGAGAGGGUCAGGAGGUUGUCGGAUAUGCGCUCUGGUUUCGGCCGCUGGAGGAGGGCGAGGAGGAGGACGGCCAAGGGCCGACGAAGAAUAAGGCGCCGGUGGCCGGGCUGGAUCCGGACGCUGUGGCGGCUCUGCGCGAGGUCAUGAUGAAGGAGGAGCGGGCGUCCUUUGGCGACAAGGGAGCGAGGGAUGUAUGGUCGUUGGACUCGCUUGGUGUUGAUCCGAAACAACAGAGGAGGGGUAUUGGAAGGAUGCUCGUCAACUGGGGCAUACAAAAGGCCGAGCAGCAGCAGAGGGAUUGUUAUCUGGUUUCUACGCCGUCCGGGCUGCCGUUGUAUGAGUCGGUUGGGUUUGAGACGCAAAGAGAGGUAUUGAUGUUUGGCGUGCCGCACAUGUCCAUGAUGAAGUGGCACACAAAAUAG
This is a messenger RNA of Akanthomyces muscarius, 672 nucleotides long. RefSeq lists its product as uncharacterized. The coding region runs from base 1 to 672 and encodes 223 amino acids. The transcript is spliced from 2 exons. The record is from RefSeq and is a predicted model, not a curated record. NCBI's taxonomy places the organism in Eukaryota, Fungi, Ascomycota, Sordariomycetes, Hypocreales, Cordycipitaceae. Gene Ontology annotation, molecular function: acyltransferase activity, transferring groups other than amino-acyl groups.